GCCUGCGCUCGAUAUGUACCACUCGCUCGCCUGCUGCUGCUUUGUUCGGCCUCUCCCCCCUCCGUUGCCAAGACUCCUUUCUGGUUCUGAUGGUUUUACUGGAGUCCUUCUGCGCGGCCGCUUUCGCCGCAGGCUCUGCAGCGUGCCUCGCGGUACUGCUGCUGCCCCCCACCAGGCAGCAGGCCCUAGCCACGAACCCGAACAACCCGAAUGUGGCCUUCCUGGUGAGCUUGCUCAUAACCUGCCUGCUGUCGUCAUUCGCCCUGCUGAGCGUGAAGGGGACGCACGCUUGCUGGCGCCCUUCCUGUGCGUCGUCGCCGCGGAAAGCCAAGGCGGCCGCGGCGGCGGCCGCGGCGGCAGCAACACUAGGGGGCACUACGGAGCGUGACGCACCAGCCGAGAAUGGUGGGGACACUUGCCCGACGCCAACAACACAACCGCGAUCCUGCGACGAUGAUGCUGCGGCGACGACAUCGGGGAGUAGCGAUGACGACGAACUUCCGCCGGAGGACUUCCCGCUAGAACGCCGGUCGAGCUUUGUGGAGGUUGCGCUGCGGAUCCAUGGCUGAAACGGCACGAAUGCCGCGUCAACAUGCAGCUGGGAGGUGGGGUUGCACUGUCCGAUUUGGUGUUGCGGCGUUCGUGCUGAAACUUGCCGUCUCGAGUGCAAACGAGAGGGGCCCCUCAAAACACAUGGCUGUGAAAAAGUGCCGGUCUGUGGGGGGAGGCGGGGUCAGCCGUUGCAGUGUUGUAAAUGGUGCAGAGUAUCGUGUACAGGGACUGGGUUGGGGAAGGCGAGAGGGGGGGGGCAUGGUUCCGUCGUUCGGAAAUGCUUCCCGUUUUUGAAGGGUUGGGCGUAGGAGGUGGACUUGUAUGACGGGGGGGGCUGUCUCUGUUCUUGAUGGGGUCUCGCUUGUCUGUUUCGCGUUGAGUGCACCGUUGCGUCGAGAUUUUGUAGUCAUGUGUGUGUGUUUGUGGGCCCGGGGGGUGGUUGCGACCGGUUUAUUUUUGUUCAAUAUAGAUGCACACCAUGUGAUGCUGGACGUCGGAAUGGUUGUCGACACCCGUCUGCCAGUGGGGCAGUGAUACUGUUUAUCGCCAAGAUGGCACGAAUACUCUCGUCUUGGCGGUUACAUGUAUGACGUAUGGGCCGGUGUGCAUCCCUUUUUUUAUCGAUAGCUACGAGCUGGCGUCAAUUUAUGUACGAUAAGAAGUAUUGUCUGUGUGUGCUUCGUUUUUCCCUUCCCAACGACUGUCGUUGUAGGCGAUCGAAUUGCCCGGUGUAGCAGAACAGGUGGGAGAUGCUGUUUUGAUCGACAACGUUGCUCCCAAUUUGACUGCUGCCAAGUCUGGCGGCGGUGCGCUGCGAGCUGCGUUGGAAAGCGUGCGCGUGUUUUGCAGCCUUUCUGUCUAUCGUCUGUUGGGCUUCAGUGCGAGGUGCAUCACUUGUUACCGGAAACCAUUAUUAUUAGUGUCUUAAUUGCGGGUUGGAUCGUUGGUGUCUGGCAGUUCUCACGCUUCAUCACGCACGGCUAUCUGAUUCGCUGGUGACGCUUUUUAGCAUGUGCCACUCGACGCGAGCGGUAGCGUGAGCGGGUAGCUUUGACGGCUGAGGAGCAGCUAGCUGUGAUGGUGCGUGUUUGCACGAACAUUUGUUGUUUUUCCCCGCUUUUCGGCAGGGACAUGUAUUUGUCAUGUUGUUGUCUUAAAAAAAUAUCGGCAUAGGCCGUGCUAUUUUUCGCAUCUUUCUGCUGUGUACAGUGUUCCUUCGCUGGUUAACAACAUUUCGUUUCCGGUUGUAACGCAACCGCUACUGGCAUAUACCGAAAGCGUGCUCAAGCGCCACGAACAGAAGGCACUGUCUGUUUUGUCCGCCAUCUGACCCGUGUCUUCUCUCGCAUGCUACACCCACGCGCGUAUGGGCCACGAGAACCGGCGGGUCGUGUUGGUGGUGCUGGUGCAUGUCUACAUCACCACGUGCACAUUUCGUUUCCUGUUAGCAUGCUGAAAGACAAGAACAAGAGCGGUUUGAGGUUGGUGCAAAGCAGCUGCUGGCCACCUGAGGUCAUCUGAGAGGCUACAUACGAAGAUCUUGACAGCAAGGCUCACCCUCAAACGACUCAGCAGAGGUCUUGGUUCAUAUUAUUAUUGCUUCUGUGUUUCUCUCUUGGCCCCAAAACCGGACCCAUGACCCACGAGCCACCUGCCUGACUCGGAUUGGUUCUUCUUGUCCAAACGUACCGAAAGGUUCCAAAGCCGACGUCCAUUAAAUACGAACGUGAACGAACCAAGCCAACAACGGCGUCAAACUUCAAAGACGGCAUUGCAUGCUGUGGUCGUUGCACGCACAAACGACUACAUAUAUUUAUUCUUCGGGACUCUUGAAUUUUGCCUUGCAUAUAGCCUGAAACUCUAAUUUUUCUCUCCACCACUCGUACGAAGUAUGUAUGUGGGACUGGUGUGAUGGCCGAUCUUGAGGAGAUUACAUGUGCGGGUCAGCUAACCUCGGCGUGCCAUCGCAGUCGACCAUAUUACCUCUCGUUUCAUUGGAUGGGACCAAGAAAUGUUUUACAUAUUUGGCUUCGUUACCCC
Ectocarpus sp. CCAP 1310/34 is the source of this 2592-nucleotide messenger RNA. The record is from the annotation of a GenBank genome assembly. NCBI's taxonomy places the organism in Eukaryota, Phaeophyceae, Ectocarpales, Ectocarpaceae.